CAAAUAAAACACCAUCCAUUACCAAUAUUAUUAAGGAGGAGACGUGUGCACUUAGUGAAUCCAGGCUUCAUGCGUUAACAUAGAUCAAUAAGACGAAGGAUUUACUACACAUCAUCAUAUACGUUUCUCUAUCACUCCAAUACGUCUCCACAUUUGUUGAAGAACAAGACUUAUCCUUCGUACGAUAAACGAUCUAACGAGAUCGUAAUCGACUGUCUCGAGUUCAACUCGUUCCCCAUUCGUGAAUGGGGUCUCAUUCUAAAGGAGGUAAACGACAUCUCGCCCGAGAUGGUAAGAGAUAAAACCGACAUUUUCUGAGAACUGACGAACUCGAUGUCUCUCCUGAGAACCGACGAACUCGAUGUAUCGAUCGGGACUGACAAACCCGACGUCUUGCUCAAGACCCAUGAAACCGACAUCCCUUUCGAGAUGAUGAUAAUCGAACUACGUUUAGACUUGAUCCCACGACGGGUACGUAGGCAGCUCGUUCUUGAGUUCAGUCACGAUCUUCUCUUUCCCGAUAUCUUUAUGAUAUUCGACCUGCGAAUAUAGUCCAUUUUCACCGACUCAUACCUGAUUAUAUCGUUGUGUUCUAAGGAUAUCGUUGCCAACAUCUUUUUGCUUCCCCAGAUUGAACCCUUGAUCACUAUCAAAUACUCAGUGUAGAUUUUAGGUUCUACAAUUACUUUAUAAAUUUAAUAAAUGAUUAGAUUUGAAUGUGUUGGCUUGUUUUAGUUAGCUUAAAAUAUCUUAAAUUGUAUUCAAGAUUUCAGAAUAGCUUACCUAAACUAAGAGAUAUAUCUGAACUGGUAUUUUUUUAAUCUUAAUUGGUAUUGAUGAAUUUAUAUUUUAAAUAUAAUCAAAACCUGUAAAUGAAAUAUACAUUCUUACUUUCUUAGUAUUAUAUAUUUGCAUGUAAUUUACGUUUGUGACAUGAAACUUUUUUGAAAACUAAAAUAUACAUUGUUAUACAGAAAUAUAAAUUAUAAAUCGUAACGUAUUUAUUUUUAUAAAAUGAGUAUCCGUGCGAAAUCGUACCGGUUCCUUACCUAGUAUAUGUAUAUAUAUGUGAACUUUGUUUAUGAUUUAAGGACUCAUGUAAAUAUUUGUUUUCGAUUGGUUUUUCUUUACGAAAGACAAAAAAAAUUGUUUAAAAGAAUGUUUGAUUUCCGCACUUUUCAUUAUUUAAGACAUUUUGUAAAUCAAAAUGAGAGAAAAAUAAACUGAUUUUUUUGAAUAAAUAGAUAGACUGAUCGAGGGAAAGAUACAUUGAUUGAGGGACACUGACUUCAGUUACCUUAAAUUUUUGCAUGCUAAUCGCCUUAUCCACCUACUGAUAUUAGAAUCUAACUAUUCGAAUUAUUACAUCAAAUUUAUGACAAUGAAAAUUCUAAGAAACCAAAAUCAAUGCUUGUGUUUUAGAACCCCUUAUCUCACUUGAGGUGGCUUUUUAUUUUCUGUUUAGUUGUUUUUCUAUAUACGAUAAGUCCGAAAAUUUGUAGCUUUGCUUCGCGAAGAAAUUUAAUCCGCGCUGUAUUUCAAAUCUCAUCUGACUCUUUCAAACAACUGUUUUUAAUUACUUUUUAGUCAACACUAAUGUUUUUUUUUUUAAAUUCCAAGACUUUUCUUUUAAGUACCAAUUUUGGUAUAUCAUUUCAAAGUCUUCAUAGAUCUUAAGACUCUUUCAAACCGAUUCAUUCCUCUCUCUAUAUAUAUAUAUAUGUAACAUAACGUAACAUAAAUGGGAAGUUAAAAGAAUCACAUUAGGUGUCCGUAUCCCCAAUCUUUCGAUGAUGAUGACUACUACAAAAACUCGUAACACCUUUCUGAGUCACUUUGUCUUGUUCCUUUCGUGUUUUGUGUUGAUGGAAGUUGGUUUAGGACGAAGCCCGACAAGUGAAAUUAAAGUAGGAGUAGCUCUUGAUCUCAAAACAACAUUUUCCAAGAUCUGUCUCACUUCACUUAAUAUGUCGUUGUCCGAUUUCUAUGAAGAUCAUCCUAAUUACCGUACAAGACUUGCGCUUCACGUCAGAGAUUCCACGGAAGAUGUUGUCCAGGCUUCAGCUGCAGCCUUGGACCUAAUCAAGAAUGAGCAAGUGAGCGCCAUCAUAGGACCAAGAAGCUCUAUGCAAGCUGAAUUCAUGAUAAGAAUGGCCAACAAAUCUCAAGUACCGAUCAUCACAUUCUCAGCAACAAGCCCUCUUUUAACGUCCAUCAAGAGCCCUUACUUUGUCCGUGCCACUCUCGACGACUCGUGCCAGGUGGAAGCCAUUGCGGCCGUUGUUAACUCCUUUGGGUGGAGAAGCGUCGUGGCCAUUUAUGUGGACAACGAGUUAGGUAAAGGAAUUAUGCAUUCUUUGUCAGACGCUUUACAAGACGUGGAAGUCCACAGAAGUGUGAUCUCUACGGAGGCUAGCGAUGAUCAGAUUCUAAAGGAGCUUUAUAAGCUUAAGACAAGACAGACAAGGGUAUUCGUUAUCCACAUGGCCUCAAGACUCGGGUUCCGGGUUUUGCAGAAAGCUAGGAAGAUCGGGAUGUUGGAGGAAGAGUAUGUCUGGUUACUAUCAAAUGGAAUGACGAAUAUGAUGAGACAUAAUGGUCGUAGCUUAGAGACUAUGCAAGGUGUGCUAGGUGUGAGGAAUCAUGUCCCUAAAUCGAAAGAGCUUGAAGAUUUUCGUUUGAGAUGGAAAAGAAAGUUCCAGAAGGAGAACCCGUUGAUGAGGGAUGAUGUAGAGCUGAAUGUUUUCGCAUUAUGGGCGUAUGAUUCCAUCACUGCAUUGGCCAUAGCCGUGGAGAAAAGCAACACAAAGAACUUAAGGUAUGAUAACGUUAGCGCUUUAUCAAAUAACACUACAGAUCUUGGGACCUUAGGGGUCUCUCGCUACGGUCCAAGUCUUCUGGAGGCUCUCUCGGCUAUAGAAUUCAAGGGUCUAGCAGGAGAGUUUAAACUCCUUAACAGGCAGCUCGUGGCAUCAACUUUUGAUAUCAUCAAUGUUGUUGGAAACGAAGAGAGGAUAAUCGGAACAUGGACACCAAGAGACGGACUUAUGAAUGCAAAUUUAAAGAAAACUACGUCGUUAUCAAAGGAAAGGUUGGGGCCGGUGGUAUGGCCCGGGAGUUCGUAUGGUGUUCCAAAAGGUUGGGAGGUACCAACGGACGGUAAGAAAAUUAAAGUAGGCGUUCCCGUAAAGCAAGGCUUCUUCAAUUUUGUGGAGGUCACGACAAAUCCGAUCACUAACGUAACAACCGCAAAGGGUUACGCGAUAGACAUCUUCGAAGCUGCUCUUAAGAAGUUGCCAUAUUCAGUCAUUCCUCGUUACUACCGUAUCGAGUCUCCAGAAGAUAACUACAAUUAUUUGGUCCACCAAGUCUAUGACGGGAUGUUGGAUGCAGUUGUUGGAGAUAUAACCAUAACAGCAAACAGGUCAUCGUAUGUUGAUUUCACAUUACCUUACACCGAGUCUGGAGUAUCUAUGUUGGUGCCGCUCAGGGACAACGAAAACAAGAACACAUGGGUGUUCCUUAAACCUUGGAGCUUAGACCUAUGGAUCACCACCGGUUGCUUUUUCGUCCUCAUCGGUUUUAUUGUGUGGCUGUUCGAACACAGAGUCAACUCCGACUUCCGUGGACCGCCUCACCACCAGAUUGGCACCAGUUUCUGGUUCUCUUUCUCCACUAUGGUCUUCGCUCACCGCGAGAAGGUGGUGAGCAAUUUAGCAAGGUUUGUGGUGAUCGUCUGGUGUUUUGUGGUGCUUGUGCUCACUCAGAGCUACACAGCGAAUCUCACCUCUUUCCUAACGGUACAACGUUUAGAACCAAGAGCUACAAAUGUGAAAGACCUCAUCAGAAAUGGGGAGUCUGUAGGGUUUCAACAUGGCGCUUUUGUUAAAGAUACUCUAAAAGGUCUAGGAUUCCCCGAAUCACAGCUCAAGGCUUUUGGUUCUGCUGAAGAAUGCGACGAGCUUUUGUCCAAUGGGACAUCGAAAGGCGGUAUAGCAGCAGCUUUCGACGAAGUUGCCUACCUUAAGGCUAUCCUUUCUAAGUACUGCUCCAAAUAUGCAAUAGUUGAACCUUCCUUCAAGACUGCUGGUUUUGGGUUUGCAUUCCCAAGGAACUCGCCUAUGACAGGAGAUGUAUCAAGGGCUAUUUUGAAUUUGACUCAAGGUGAAGAAAUGGUAGGCAUCGAGAACAAAUGGUUCAACCGUCUCAGCUUCGCUAGUGAAUGUCCUGAUCCAAAGACAGCUCUUUCAUCUAACCGUCUCAGCCUCAGUAGCUUCUGGGGUCUAUUUCUAAUAGCAGGCAUUGCUUCAUUCCUGGCAUUUCUCAUCUUUGUAGGCCACUUCUUGUACGAGCAUAGGCACACGCUCUGCGAUAAUACCGAAGGUUCCUUGUGGAGAAAGCUAACGUCUUUGUUCAGAACCUUUGAUGCGAAAGACAUAAAGUCUCAUACUUUCAAGAACAGUGCCGUUCAUAAUGUGAGUUUACCUGUUACUCAGUGUACUCCGAGCCCUUCAACUGUGCAGAUGAGACCAUGGCCACGAAGUAUGUCAUUAAACAGGGAAUUUGAGCUAAGACGAGCUUCUUUUUUCAUGAGCGAAGAACGUCUCACCACGCAACCGGAACAUAAUAAACAUGGAGCAUCUGAUAUUGAAUCUAGAGCUGAACGAUAGCUAGAGAGUUAAGAAACUCCGAGGGCAAGGUAGAUAAAAUAAUCUAGGUUCUAUCAUCUUAGAUAAAAUAUAUAAGGUCUUGUUAUGAAAAUAACUGGAAUUUUAUUGUAUCGCGGGAAUUUAAAUAAUGACAAAAUUUAUACUCGUAGGAUUUAUAACACUGAUAGAAUGAGUUUAUUAUAGAGAGAAGAGAAGAGUGAAUGAAUGAUUUAUAAACGAUCGAUUCGAUCGUUUAUAUAGAAGUAGGAUUUACUGUGCAAAUAGUGCAGCGGGCCCCACAUCCUUUUAUUUUUCAACAUAAUCGGUGGCUGUGUUAUUUGACUUUCAUAACACUCCCCCUUGGGGGCCGGUGACACUAUCCGCUCCCGCUUAACGUCUUUGUUGCCUCGUUAAAAACCUUUCCAGGAAAACCCAAUGGGAAAAACCAUAGUAAGGUAAAAAGAGUACAACUACGUAAGCUCCCCCUCGAAUGAGAAGUCAUA
Messenger RNA from Brassica napus (rape), 5152 nucleotides. Its product is annotated as glutamate receptor 2.8-like. Lineage: Eukaryota; Viridiplantae; Streptophyta; Magnoliopsida; Brassicales; Brassicaceae. Gene Ontology annotation, cellular component: plasma membrane. Bases 1791 to 4670 code for a protein of 959 amino acids. Gene Ontology annotation, molecular function: glutamate-gated receptor activity. The transcript has 5 exons. The record is from RefSeq and is a predicted model, not a curated record.